Boeremia exigua is the source of this 2528-nucleotide messenger RNA. Its product is annotated as mitochondrial amino-acid acetyltransferase. Lineage: Eukaryota; Fungi; Ascomycota; Dothideomycetes; Pleosporales; Didymellaceae. Gene Ontology annotation, molecular function: arginine binding; L-glutamate N-acetyltransferase activity, acting on acetyl-CoA as donor. Gene Ontology annotation, biological process: L-arginine biosynthetic process. The transcript has 2 exons. Bases 188 to 2356 code for a protein of 722 amino acids. Gene Ontology annotation, cellular component: mitochondrial matrix. The record is from RefSeq and is a predicted model, not a curated record.
UGAUGGUGAAGCAGAUGGGCCCAACAGGCCGGCAUCGGUUAUGACGCAUCGUGCCUAUCGAUAAGAAAGUCGCCAAAGCUCCCGCCCUGCAGAAAACAUGUGCGCGCGGCAUUUCUGCACACCGCAAUAUCGCGCAUUUUCCCAUAUACCCCUCGAUGUGUUCAGAAGCUGAGCGAUAGCAUGAAGCAUGGUCAUUUGCAAAGCCCCUGUUUGGGGCUUGGGGCGGGUUUCGACGAAGCUCCCCAGGCUCGAUAGCACGAGCAACGUCGCCGAAAAAACCUUCACCUCUCGCCUGCACACCACGGCGUGCCUCAAUGCCUUGAAUAUCCGCCGGGCGUCGAGUCUUGCUAAGGAAAAGCAGCGCGCUGAACGCGAUCAAUUGACUCGCCUACUCAAAGAGUCUGACGCCAAACGCGACGCAAGGAACUAUAUUAAGCAUUUUGAUGUCGCCAAGAAGGCGCCUGUGGACGCUCCACCAAAGACCAGGCAGGCUGUGAGUGCUACAUUCCAUGAGGAUCCAGCCACAGCGCUCACGGGUGUCAAUCUCGGCAACCUAUACGAGCACACCAUCUUCACACGCGAACAACCGCCCGGGGAUGGAUUUGGAGAGAGUAUAGAAGAGCCCAUUCAUCUUGCACUGGUGAAGAUACGGCAGCCACAGGCCCUCGACGACGCUACCCUGGGCGGCAUCGCGUUGACGCUGAGUCAACUAGCCCAGCUGGGAUUGAGUACAGCAGUGGUACUGGACUGCGAUGACGACGCUUCCUGCGACACAGCGCACGCGCGACCGCCCUUAGAGCAGACAAUUAGAAGGCAGGCAACACGCAUGGUCGCUGCGCUGCAGCGAUACCACGAGCCUGGUGCUUUGCUGGUCGAGCAUGCACUCAGUUACGCAAGCCUGGGUCAAGAUGGGCUAAGCACAGCACAUGUGCGGGGAGAUGUAGAAGUCAAAGACAACUAUCUCCUCUUCCCGCCGAUCGACGACGGUAUCAUACCUGUCAUCCCGCCGUUGGCGUAUGACACAGACCUAAAGAGGGUAACCGUCCUGGCAGACGACGUGGUUCUGGCCUUGGUUCGAGAGUUUGCUGGUCUCGCAGGCGGUUCCAGUAGCAUCAAAAGCAACACACAUAGUCGUCAAGACGUGUAUGAGCGGCCAAUCCUCGACCGCGUCAUCAUCUUAGACCCUCUGGGCGGUAUCCCAUCCCAGAACAGGGCAGAUGGCGCACAUGUCUUCGUCAAUCUUGAAGCAGAAUACCGGCACAUCAAAGAGGAACUAGCAACAGUCGCGUCGGAUGCAAAAUCUGUUGACGUCGAACGGAAAUCAACGUCACUCAGUAGCGAGAAUCCACUCUCAAAAUUUGUCGAAGGUGAAGUUGCGCCGCUGCCUGGGCCUCCAGCAACCCGCAUGAGCGACAUAUCGCCACCCGACCGACAUAUAAAGAAUCUUGAUGUGGUCGAACGAGCAUUGAAGCUGCUCCCACCGUCGUCCUCAGGCCUGAUCCUCACUCCGAUUGAAGCAGCUACCGAGUCCCUUCCUGCACCCGACGAGUCUGGACGUGGUUCAAAGCCGUCGCCGAAUCCACUAAUUCACAACGUCUUGACCGACAAGCCCAUGGUGUCGUCUUCUCUCCCAACGUCUCCAGCAAGCCGUCUUCAUGGUCUGCACGCUUCAAGACCAUCGACUUUUCUCAAGAAGGGUAUCCCUCUGACCAUGAUUCCCGAUCCACGGGUCUGCGGGCCCUGGCAACCACCAUCCACCGGCUACCCCAGUAUUGACCUUGGCAAUGACCCGCGUAUCAACCUACCCAAGCUCGUGGACCUCAUUAACGACUCUUUCCGCCGCAAACUAGACCCGAAGGACUAUUUGGCGCGCAUUCACGGCCGAGUAGCUGGCAUAAUCAUCGCCGGUGAUUAUGAGGGUGGCGCGAUAUGUACUUGGGAAACGCCUUCGACACUUCGCCGGCACGAAUUUGGCUCUACUGCCGAGUCAAACGACGUGGAAUCCCCUCACUGGGUUCCUUACCUCGACAAAUUCGCCGUUCUGACAUCCUCACAAGGCUCAGGCGGUGUGAGCGACAUCGUCUGGGCCGCGCUAGUACGCACGUGUUUCCCGCGCGGCGUGGUGUGGAGGAGUCGAACGAGCAACCCUGUGAACAAGUGGUAUCAAGAGCGGAGCACGGGAAUGUGGAAUUUGCCCGGUGGAAACUGGACUAUGUUUUGGACAGUGGAAGGGGUCACCGCUGGGUGGGGAGGCAUCGAGGGUAGACCACAGGAGAUGAAGAGGUGGGAUGCGUACAUUGAUGUGUGCUCCGGUAUUGAGCCGAGUUGGAUGGAUGGAAAGAAGCAGCUCGAUUAACAUCAUAGCAUGAUAUGAAUCACGAUCAAGCCUAGCGAUCAUCAAACAUGAGCCAAUAUCUUAUGACAAGGCAGCAACAUUUGCGUCACUCCUUGACGCGACCAGCAAAGAUAUCAAUAACCCCUUGCUAAGCCCGUGUGUGCUGGGAGGACCGUGCACAGGGUGGAACGGG